AUGCUAGCCUCAGAUGAGGAUUUGCUACAGUGGAUGGCGCAAAAGGCUUACCUGGGACAGGACAUGUUUUUGAUAGGAGAUCCCGGACCCCAUCUUCGUAAUGCUGCACUGCGUUUUGCCGCACAGACGGGCAGAGAAACCGAGUACAUCGGCAUAACAAGAGACACGACGGAAGCUGACCUGAAGCAACGCCGCGAGAUCUCGAAUGGGCAGCUGGUUUUUCACAAUGCCCCGGCCGUGGAAGCGGCUCUGAAGGGCAGGCUGCUGAUUCUGGAAGGUGUGCAGAAGGCCGAGCGAAACAUCCUGCCCUUGCUCAACAAUCUUCUCGAGAACCGAGAGAUGACGUUAGAGGAUGGCAGCUUUCUGAUGGCACCGGGCCGCGAGGAGGAGAUCCGGUCAAGUGGUGGGCGGCAACUGCUGCCGGUGUCCAGGAAGUUCCUGGCCAUCGCAAUUGGCUUACCUGUACCGACCUAUCCUGGGAUCGCCUUGGAUCCGCCGCUGAGGUCCCGCUUCGCUGCACGGCGAGUGGAGGGGGACACAGGGACCAGAUUUCCGGGAGGUUGGAGGUGGACAAAUUUCCCAAUUGGAUAUGCGUAA
Molecule: messenger RNA, 597 nt
Organism: Symbiodinium necroappetens
Lineage: Eukaryota; Dinophyceae; Suessiales; Symbiodiniaceae
Source: the annotation of a GenBank genome assembly